CUGCUGUCGCUGACCUCGGUGCUGAACACGACGUCAGAUCAACCUGCGCUCACCACAGGAGACACCAUAAAGCCUCACUCUCUCUUUGAUUUAUUGAAGCCACUCCAAAUGCACACCUUUGUUUCGUGAUCUUUGACUUUUCUUUUCCUUUUCCUAACAUUCCCUCCAUAGUAUAGAUCUCUUUGUUUUUUUUGUUUCAAGCUCAGACUGCGCGACUACGUUGGCCAUCAAUUUCCCUCGGUUUCGUCGCAAUGGCACUUGGCGCGGCUGCUGUACGGCAGGCGGGAGCUGCGCUGCUGGAGGAUCACGGCGCACAGCUCCACUGAUCCACCUUCCUUAACAAAGGCUGUUUUCGCCUUAACUCUUUUCGCUUCAGCACUGAAAAUUAAGCUCGUCUUCGGGAUCGUCGCUUCCCUGGAUUCAAGUUCUCUUUAACUUCUGCUUUCUGCUUUCCCCGGUUUGCCGCUGCAGUCGGCCAUCCUGCGCUGCAACAUGACGUUGAGGCAGUAACAUUAUUUUGAGAAAAACAAGCAAACACAAAGAAGCGGGAUAUGUCCAUUAAGAUGAAAGCCGUGGAGGGGCUCAAGGAAUUUGCGGGGAAGACUAUGGGUCAUAUGUACAGGGUGAUGGAGAAAAGGCAGAAGCCUGGGGAUGUGAUCCAGCUGACGGAGGACGGGCGGCCUCGGGAGGCCGCGGAGAAGAAACCCCCGCUGUGCGACUGCAGAUGCUUCGGCUUGCCUCGCCGCUACAUCAUCGCCAUGAUGAGUGGCCUGGGCUUCUGCAUCUCCUUCGGUAUCCGGUGUAACCUGGGCGUGGCCAUAGUGGGCAUGGUCAACAACAGUACCAUCCACCAGAAUGGCAAGAUCAUCAUCAAAGAGAAAGCCAAGUUCAACUGGGAUCCAGAGACGGUGGGGAUGAUUCACGGCUCUUUCUUCUGGGGAUACAUCGUGACGCAAAUCCCGGGAGGAUACAUUUGUUCAAGGCUGGCGGCAAACAGGGUAUUUGGGCUGGCCAUUUUCCUCACCUCGACUCUCAACAUGUUAAUUCCCUCCGCUGCGAGAUCCCACUUCGGCUGCGUCAUUUUUGUCCGGAUCCUACAGGGACUAGUGGAGGGAGUGACAUACCCAGCCUGUCAUGGCAUCUGGAGUAAGUGGGCCCCGCCACUGGAGAGGAGUCGUCUGGCCACCAUCUCAUUCUGUGGCUCUUAUGCAGGUGCUGUGAUCGCGAUGCCUUUGGCUGGGAUCCUGGUUCAGUAUUCAGGAUGGUCCUCUGUCUUCUACGUCUAUGGGUGCUUUGGCAUGUUCUGGUACAUGUUCUGGAUUCUUGUGUCUUAUGAGAGCCCUGCUGAACAUCCAACCAUUACUGAUGAGGAACGCAGCUAUAUUGAGGAGAGCAUUGGAGAAAAUGUCAAGAUGUUGGGUCCUGCAGAGAAAUUUAAGACCCCCUGGAGAAAGUUCUUCACCUCUAUGCCUGUCUAUGCAAUCAUUGUGGCAAACUUCUGCAGGAGCUGGACGUUCUACCUGCUGCUCAUCAGCCAGCCUGCAUAUUUUGAAGAAGUGUUUGGCUUUGAGAUCAGCAAGGUUGGCAUGCUGUCUGCCCUCCCCCACUUAGUGAUGACCAUCAUUGUGCCCAUUGGUGGCCAGCUGGCCGACUAUCUGCGCAGCCACAACAUCCUGUCAACCACCACUGUCAGGAAAAUCAUGAACUGUGGAGGGUUUGGCAUGGAAGCUACAUUGCUGCUGGUUGUUGGAUAUUCUCACAGUAAAGGGAUGGCCAUCUCUUUCCUUGUGCUGGCAGUGGGAUUCAGUGGAUUUGCUAUAUCAGGCUUUAACGUCAACCACCUGGAUAUUGCUCCUCGAUAUGCCAGCAUCCUAAUGGGCAUCUCCAACGGUGUUGGUACUCUGUCUGGGAUGGUUUGCCCGCUGAUUGUUGGUGCUAUGACAAAAAACAAGACUCGAGAAGAGUGGCAGUAUGUGUUCCUGAUAGCCUCCAUGGUGCAUUACGGGGGAGUGAUCUUCUACGGGAUCUUUGCGUCAGGGGAAAAACAGCCCUGGGCGGACCCAGAACUGACCAGUGACGAGAAGUGUGGCUUCAUUGAUGAAGAUGAGCUGGCAGAAGAGACGGGCGACAUCACUCAGAGUUAUGGUGCUUUCGGAGGUCCUGCUAAAACAUACGGCGCCACCACACAGGUGAACGGAGGCUGGGCUGCUGGAUGGGAGAAGACGGAGGAAUACGUCCAGGAGGAAGCGCAGGGAGGAGGCUACGGAUACAGGCAGGAUGAGGGAUACUCUUAGACCAAACAUACAGCCACUGAUACACAAGUAUUUUCCCAAGCGUGCAUCAGUUUUAGCUAGAACAACAACAACAAAAAAAAACAAGAAAAGCCACAAUCCAUUGCAAUAUUGUCUUCACAAAUUUCUCAAAGAAAAUUCUAAAAAGUUAUAAACUAAAUGUAAAAACUACAAAAAUAUAGGAAAAAUUUGAAUAUAUUUGAUUAAUAGAGGUGUAGCACAUAUCAAAUUGGCAGAUUGUAAAUGUAUUAAUAUGCAUACUGAUAGAUAUAUUUAUUUGGAGUGAUCAUGUACGUAACGUGAACAUUUUCAUCACAUCCGUCAAGGCUUCCUGACCACACUGAAGCCUGUAGGAUGAAACGCUGCAUCUGAAUGGACCAUUUGUAACGGUUGCAGUAAUGACAACAUCCUACAAGUUAAACACUUCAGUGUAUAAAUGUUUCACUGCGCAGCACAACAAACAGAAACUAAAACUCUGUUGACAUAGAUUGUACUGUAUCUCUCCUCAAUGCACUCAGACUAGUGUCCUGUUUUCAAUGCACAAUUUUAAUUGUUCUUUUCUUACAGUGUCACUGGCUUCUGCGUGUCUGUGUGUAAUGUCUGAACAUGUAAUCUGGUGUUGGAAUUAGAGAUGUGGCGCACUGACCUCUGAUGACCUGGUGGUUACACACGUAAAGAAGGAAAUGCCUUUCAGUUUUUUUUCCUUUUUCCGUCCAUUUUUCAUGCACCUGUGCACCUUUGAUUGUUGCAACUGUUACAGCCAUUCAAACUCCGGUUAUAAUGCAACAUGUUCUGAAGGAUUUGUUUUUAACUCAAACACAGAGAAAUUAUAGAGUAAAUAUAGAUUAUAGAGUAAAUAUAAGUUAAUCGAUAGAAAUUAAAUUUGGGCAUUACACCACAACAGCAAUGUCUUUACAUGACCUUAGAAAGGGUUGGUGCAAUGCAAAAUUGCAGAAAUAAACCAAAAUCAGUAUGCACACCAAUUAAGUUAUACUGUACAUCAACUGAAAAUGUUGUGCCUUUUACUUUUACUUGUAAAGUUUUAAAUGAUUAAAUGACAUGGGGUAGGGGUAAAAGAUGGUGAAAGGAUGAUCCCUUUCAAAAAUACAUGCCAUGAAAUAACAGAUAUAUACAGGCAAUUGGCAGUCAUUUGGGUCCAUCAUUGGAGUACAACAGAAAAUAUUUAAAGGACCAGCCUUUAAACAUUAAUGGCUUUGAAACAAUUGAUAUCUUCUCGUUAAUGCUAUCUGGAAAUGAUCAACAGUACAUUGAUGGUUUGAUGAUGCACAGCAAAACUGGAAAUAGCUCUCGAUCUAGGAGUUUGGCUUCCAACCCAGAGGGAGCACAAAUAUGGUUAUAAAACUCUUUGAUUUGAUCAAUUAUAUGGGAUCAGAGGAACUAAUACAUUUGUUUAAUCACAUUUAACUCAUGAAAGUUGAGCAAAAACCUACAUUUGAUAAUUACAAUGCACUCUAGUGGUCAAUUGGUUUACAAUUUUCUUUCCACCUGCCAUUCUGAACGAGCCUUUAUAGUUCAUUGGUCAUACACAUGCAUAAAUAAUGACCUCUGAAAUUCGAUUGGCUGCUCUAAAAAACAUUUUUUUUAAGUAGCCAGUCAACCAUUGAAGCCUUAUAUACCUGUACUAAUUUCAGAUUUUUAGUUGGUUUAUGAGAUACUGACAUGCAAGAGUUGUAGAGCCAGCCUCUAAACAACAUUUCAUAAAAGGUGAUGUGCUUCUUAGCAAUGUCCUACUUGGCAAUCAGGGCCAAGGUUCAAUGAAUUAGGAAAACUACAUCACAAGAGACAGACCAAAUAAGUACAGCUACAAAUUUGAUUGGUAUUGGUUCACAUUUUUCCCAAUAUACCAAUCAAUUGAGUGGCCUUCACUUUUGAUGGUCAAAACUGGCAAGAAUGGUUGCGUUUGAUUUGGGAGCUUGAAAGGAAUCAGGGAGGAAGAAUUUUUGUCGAGCCAUAAUAUAAGUCUCAUUAUUAUAGCGCCACCUAGAGGCCUUGCCAAAGAAAUUAAAACCAUCAGAAAACUAUUUGCCAUAGCAACUGUCAGAAACUAUUUACCAGGUUUGGUGCCUGCAAAGUUUAUAGUUUAGAGAAGAAUUGAGAAGGUAUAGAGCGAUAAAGAGCAAACAUAAUUAAUUAUUAUAAUUGUUAUUAUUAUAACUAGUACUAUUAUUAUUGUUAUUAUAUAGGUAAAUUUAAUACCAAACAGCAUGAUUAGCUACGUAAUUUGUGAAGCAUUUCAUGAUCCAAAGCAUAUUGAUCAGUUUUGAUCAACAGGUUUGAGUAACAAAACAACCCCUAAACUGUCAUAAUCUGACUGAAAUGUAUCUCACUGAAUGCUUUGAUUCUCCUUUCUCCAUCUGAAAGUUCACAAUUUCAAACCAGGGAAAUCUACACUGAAAAAAGUGAAAAGAAAAAUUAGAAAAAAAAAGAUUUCUGAGCUGUUAAAAUGGAAGAAAAAUGAAAUAUUAAGAAAAGUCAAAUGUGAUUAUAGAUAUAACAUUCCCAAGAUAAAACAUUCCCAAAAAAUAUUUUUUAUUUAUAGUUAUAGUGAAGAGGUGGCAAUCACUUAUGUGUGCAAUUAGAAUAAACUGCUGUUUCCGCUAUGGAACAGAAGUGAGACAGGACUUUUUAUGAAUCACUAUGUAAUGAUAGGAUCUGCCUUCAUCUGUGGAUGUCAGGAGUUGACGAGUGUUUUAGUCUCCGGACUAGAAUGAACAAGCAACUCACACUUGUUUUGUCUUCAUUCUGCUUUUACACUGACAAGGUCGGAAGCGGGCCAAUUUUGCUUAUCUCGUCACUUGUCUGUGGUGACCUCAUGUCAGCACUUCGCAAUGUAUGUAGAUGUGUCCGGAUGUGUAUUUAUGCAUGGAACAAAGUGGAGUUUGUAAUAUGUGUCCCCUUUUUUCAACUUUUUUGUUUCUUUUAAACUUUUUUUUUGUCUUUGUCUCAGAUACUGUUACUGAUGCUUCAAUUUCUUUUACACAAUUAACCAAAGGUGAAAGGCCGAGGUGGGUUUUAGCCGAAGGACCAACAUUUUAGGAAGGAGUACAGACCGUCAGCAGUGAGGUUCCCACCAGAGGAACCGGCAGUGUGCAGGUGGCACCAAACAUUACUCAGUGUACAAAGCAAUAAAUCCAUGGUAACAGUUCUCGUAAAACUUCAUCACGUUACUGUUUUUUUAAUGGAUUUGUUUAAAAGUUAGGUUCUUUUUUGUGAUAUAAAAAGUGUAGAAAACAAACACUUGUAAAGAAAAAAAAAUAUGUAUGAAAAUAUAGUAAUAGAGUCCAACACAAACAUCUUUGACAAGUAACGUCAAGGUUUUGUGACAGGGCUGCUCACCAGAUGAGAAUGAUAUAAAGAGCUCUGCCAGGGAGGCAGACGCUCUUCCUCGUGUUUCUGUUUUUGUUUUUGUGUGGUCCGCACUAACUGUGCCGUUGUCCCCUGCCUCUCUCUUCUCGGCUUCCCCUGCCUCUGCAUUUUGUUGGACUUGUGUCUUUGGUUCGGUGGCUGGACCUCCAUCGCUCUACUUAACCACAUGUUUCUCCUGCUUCCCCUGUACAGCAUUUCACUGUCACAAUAUUUAUUGACAUGAUGGAUGAAGUCUUAAUUGAAGAAGAAAUCAUUUUGAAGACGAAAAAAAAAAGAUGACAAAUGUGCAACCUGAAGUAGUGAGAAGUUUCCUGUUUUUGUGCCUCUGAAGUUGCAGUGUGAUUCUAUGGCUUCUGUUGCUGUGUAAAUUGAGAGGUUUGUUGAUGUCAAAAUGAAAUACUCUAUAUCCUUUUUUUUAUAUAAAAGAAAAGUAAACAAA
Messenger RNA from Cololabis saira (Pacific saury), 6117 nucleotides. RefSeq names its product solute carrier family 17 member 6b (gene slc17a6b). Gene Ontology annotation, molecular function: L-glutamate transmembrane transporter activity; neurotransmitter transmembrane transporter activity. Lineage: Eukaryota; Metazoa; Chordata; Actinopteri; Beloniformes; Belonidae. Gene Ontology annotation, cellular component: synaptic vesicle membrane; excitatory synapse. The coding region runs from base 552 to 2294 and encodes 580 amino acids. Gene Ontology annotation, biological process: monoatomic anion transport; transmembrane transport; synaptic transmission, glutamatergic. The record is from RefSeq and is a predicted model, not a curated record. The transcript has 12 exons.